Messenger RNA from Dicentrarchus labrax (European seabass), 3529 nucleotides. It is a transcript of the gene st6galnac6, whose product is annotated as ST6 (alpha-N-acetyl-neuraminyl-2,3-beta-galactosyl-1,3)-N-acetylgalactosaminide alpha-2,6-sialyltransferase 6. The coding region runs from base 173 to 1099 and encodes 308 amino acids. Gene Ontology annotation, biological process: oligosaccharide metabolic process; ganglioside biosynthetic process. The record is from RefSeq and is a predicted model, not a curated record. NCBI's taxonomy places the organism in Eukaryota, Metazoa, Chordata, Actinopteri, Moronidae. Gene Ontology annotation, molecular function: alpha-N-acetylgalactosaminide alpha-2,6-sialyltransferase activity. The transcript has 6 exons.
CUGUGCUGCAGUGAGAGACGUAGCGGUGACGUCAGCAAGUGCUGCAGGAAGAUGGGGGACGACGAGAGAUGAGGGAGACCUCAAAAAAAUCACCAGGACCGCAUAGGCCAUGAAACGUUAUGAUGACAGACAGUCGCGGCCAGUGUGUUGGUACACAGCCUGAUCAGAAAGCAUGGGGCUCAAGCUCAGUGGCAAGGGACAACAGAGCCACAGGAUGGUGAUCUUGGCGGCCAUCUUCGUCCUCAUGACACUCCUCAUCCUGUAUGGGUCCAACAAUGUCAUCGAUGAGGUCUAUGCUCCAUUUCGUGUGGCUACAAAUCACGCACUCAAGACCACAGAUCUGAAGAAGUGGGCUGGGAGAGAAGGUUAUGUGCCAGUUAAUGGGAACAAGAAUAUGACCCUACGCUGUCAUAACUGUGCGCUGGUGACGAGCUCCAGCCACGUCCUGGGUACUCGAGCAGGUGAAGAGAUCGACCGUACGGAGUGUGUGAUACGUAUGAACGACGCCCCCACGUUGGGGUACGAGACUGAUGUAGGGAACCAGACCUCUCUGAGGGUCGUGGCUCACUCCAGUGUUUUCAGGGUGGUCCGGAGGCCUAAUGAGUUCUUACACCGGGCAGACAGCAACCCUGUGAUCAUCUUCUGGGGACCCCCAAACAAGAUUGGGAAGGAAGCCAAAGGAACCUUGUACAGAUUGAUCCAGAGAGUCAGCAUGACCUACAGCAACUUGUCGUGUUUCAGUAUCACAGCAAACAAGAUGCGCAGAUUUGACAGUCUGUUUCAUAGGGAGACGGGGCGAGAUAGACAACAAUCUCACUCGUGGUUGAGCACAGGCUGGUUCACCAUGGUCAUAGCCAUUGAGAUAUGUGAUAACAUCAAAGUAUAUGGGAUGGUUCCACCCAACCACUGUGGAAAGAAAUCUGGAUUGAAGAAGAUGCCCUACCACUACUACAAGCCCAGGGGGUCUGAUGAAUGCGUAACAUACAUACAGAACGAGAGCAGCCGAAGAGGGAACCACCAUCGCUUUAUUACAGAGAAACAGGUGUUUGCACGCUGGGCAAAACAGUACAACAUCACCUUCAUUCAUCCCAAAUGGUGACAAGACUUUUGUGAAAACCACAAAGAGAUCUCACAGAGGCCUGAAUGAGUGCUGGAUUUCAGCGUAAUGUCCGAUCGAAUGAGCCUUUAAACAGCCACAUGAUGAAUGACAGCUACUUUCAAGAGUUGCCACGUGGAUGAAAAAAGCUUUUGGAAAACUAUUAUUGGACCAAAUUACUGGAGGAGAUGUCUGGGAAUGUUUUCUGUCGAAGAGGAGUGAAUUUUUAUAUGUUUAUAUAAUUUUUAUUAAUAUGUAUCGAAACUGCACUCGUGUUUCCAAUGUUGAGGGUGGAUUAUAUCAGCAAGCAUUUACAGAUGCGACAAAGUGGCCUACAAAAUACUAUAUUCUAUUAGCUCGCCAUUAUACAGAGAUUAUUCUACAGUAACUGCAGUCAGAUACAUUAGAUCACUAAUAUAAUCUACAGAUUCAAAGUACAUUGGAGCCCCACAUUGCAGUACCUGUUGAUACUUUACAAAAGCAGUUCCUGAACAGAUACCAUACUCAUACUUUUUCCAGUAUAUUAGCUUGAAUCUAUACAUUUCAACAUACAUUUGCAUUUAAAAGCAUUAGUAUUUAACAUCUUAACAUAAAGCAUCUGUACAACUAAAUAAAAGUCUAAAAUAGGCUUUAUUGUAAAUUAAAAUCAGAUAAUAUCUGAUUAUUAACAUUUAUUAAAGUUAACAGUGUAACAGUGUAAGGAUACAAUGACAGCUUACUUGGUGCAAGUAAAACAAGUUUUGAGGCUCAGAUUCCAGCUCUAGUUAACAGCAUGGUGGGAAAGGAACGUAAUUAACAAAAUGGGAACAUCUACAAGCCACUGACAGAUACACGUUCAAACUCACCACCCACUCUCAUUAUUUUGUGUCUGUAAUCUACCAACUACUUUCAUAUUUCAGCAGCAUUUGGAUGGUGCUAAUUUUCCACCCUGGAACAGAUGUCAAUGUCACACAAUGUUAAUAAAGAUAAUAAAGAUCACGAUUAGGAUGACACACAUAGGUAGCUAAAGUUUAAAGGAUUUUAUCUGUGUUGAUUCAACAGAGACAAACAAGUACACAACUGUUUGUGUGUCAAUAAUAAUCAUUUAGAUUGCAGAAAUUGUGGCACCAGGUUUAUUCCAGAGACACAGAUUGUCACUUUACACAGUCACUCACUUUUCCAGUCUGUCGUGAUCUCAAACAAGUUGAUAUACCCUCAAUUUGAUGGUAGCAGUACUUCAUUGUAACAUUUUUGCUGCACUAGAUGUGGAUUUUAAUGUUUUCAUGCAAAUUGGACAACGUACAUGAAAUUGUUGCCUCAUGAACCUCAUGGGAACCUUUUUACCUUAGUGGUAUUUCAGUGCAUGCAGCUUAAGUUCAGAUGGUCCACACAAUGCAUCAUGGUCGUGUUAUAUAUCAGUAUGUUGCUCUAAGGACUGCACGAUUAAAUUAAAAGUUAAACUGCAAGUUUUAUGUUAGAAGCGUGAAGCCGAGAAGGGUGCAAUUUCUUAAACUAUGUUGCCUUUUUUUAUUUAUCUGUAGACAUAUUUUUUAAGAAUAUUCAUCUUCAGGAGAGGCUCUUAUCACAACUAUGUACACAAUAAUGAAUAGGAAGAAAAUACAAGCACCACAUCAGCUGUUGUGCUAUUUAAAUCAAAUUGCCUGCUAAAUGUAUUUAUAUAUUAGCCUGAAAGUGUAACAGUACUGACUUUUUUAUGAUGCAAAUGUUUUGAGCAACUGUGAACCGAGUACCAGGUAGCAGCUGAAACUCAAAUUUUAUGGCAUAGCCGUUUCUCAACUUUUGUCAAUCCAGUUUUUAUCAGUGAGGGAAGACUACCUGUGAAUAAAAGUCAAUACAAUUCAGCAGCACCACAAACUACUAGCUCCAAAAUGACCAAAAAGUUAAAUAAGCACCUCUUUAAAAACAGUUUCAACCUCAACUGAACAUUAAAACCUCCUUGAAGGUAGGAUUUACUGCAGGGCUGCUGCACCAGACUGCAAUCGUUUUUGCUUGGUGUACCUAGUAAUCUGGAAACUGAGUGUGUAUCAAGCCCUUUAUAUACAGAAUAAUACAGCAGGCCUCAUAUAAAUAAAUAUGUGCCUGUCUUUCUUGUUUUGAUAUGGGAGAAACAAAUGCUCAUAUUAAGGGAACAUGCACGCAGCAUGCAUUGCAACUGGAGAGUGAUUGCAUCCUCAACACAAUCUGAGAGGCCUGUAGUCUUGUACUACAACAUCUUCCAAUUUUCAGAUAUCACAGAUUUUAUCUUGAUGCAGGCAUGUGUUUGGCCUACUUGCUCACAAACCCUGAAGUAGAGUGGUGUUUAUUGGUAAAAAUCUUACUCAGCAAUUCAGUGCCAUUUGUCUGUCCAUGUUGUGCUGGUCUCAACACUGUUUUUUUCAUGAAAAGCUCUGUACUGUUUAUCGAAAAACAAAUUAUAUGCUUUGAAAAAUACAA